Arabidopsis thaliana (thale cress) is the source of this 2131-nucleotide messenger RNA. RefSeq names its product Protein kinase superfamily protein. The record is from RefSeq and is marked reviewed. The transcript has 8 exons. The coding region runs from base 723 to 1808 and encodes 361 amino acids. NCBI's taxonomy places the organism in Eukaryota, Viridiplantae, Streptophyta, Magnoliopsida, Brassicales, Brassicaceae. Gene Ontology annotation, cellular component: cytoplasm; plasma membrane. Gene Ontology annotation, molecular function: protein kinase activity; protein tyrosine kinase activity; kinase binding.
CGAGAAGAUUUUUUCGUAAUUCGUUGUUAAUUUCUCUCGUUGGUCAGAUAUAUUUCGAUAUCUAUUAUUAUUAUUUGGUGAUUUUUUCAUAUCUGGAAAUUGAGUAAGUAACGAUUUUUUUUUUUAAAAAAAAAAAAGAGAGAGAGAGAGAUUAGGAAACAAGAAAGCAGAAAGAGAGGAGUGAUUAGAGAGAGAGAGAGAUCAAUAACCAAAGAAGAAGGAAGGGAAGGGGAUUAGAUUACAAAAACGCCAAAGCUGUUAACUUUUUCUUUUUGGCCAUUUCCUAUUUCUCCCUUCGUCUCCAUCAAGCAACCCUCUCUCUCUCUCUCUCUCUAUCAUCAUCAUCGCAGAGGAGACGAUCUUACGCGACGAAUCCUUGAGAGAUUGAGAGGGACAAGCGAGUUUUGUAGGUGUCUCAGACCGGUUAUUUUUUUCUCUUUUCUUCUUUUUAUCUGAAUGAUUUUGGAUUUCGUAGACAAUUGUGUGGUCUCUAGAUUCAUGCUUUCUAGGCCUUUUUAACGCAUCUUUGCUUUCUUAGAUUUCAUGUUUUACAAUUCGAUUUCGUUUCUGAUUUUCUUUUCAUCUGGGUUUUGUUUCUGAUUUGUAAAUGUUCAUUCUUUUGUGGAUUGUGAUCCUUGAGUAUUGUUUUCUUCUGGCCGUAUUUGCUGGCAAUAUGAGGACCCAAGGAUUGUUGACGGUCUAUAUUGAACAAGUAAACAAGGAUGCGUAAGUGGAUCUGUUGUACAUGUCAAAUAGAAGACUCAAAUGAAGAGCAACAACUGAAAAGUUCACAGCAGCAAUCUGAUGCAAAUCAUAAGAAUUCAAAACCAGCACCUGUUGCAAAACAUGAGGUUAAGAAGGAAGCUCUUCCCAUCGAGGUCCCUCCCUUGUCUUUGGAUGAGGUCAAGGAAAAGACUGAAAAUUUUGGAUCCAAGGCACUGAUUGGUGAAGGGUCUUAUGGGAGAGUAUAUUAUGCGACACUAAAUGAUGGUGUGGCGGUUGCUCUGAAGAAACUUGAUGUCGCACCUGAAGCUGAAACAGAUACCGAAUUCUUGAGUCAGGUUUCCAUGGUCUCUAGGCUGAAGCAUGAAAAUCUCAUUCAAUUGCUUGGUUUUUGUGUUGAUGGAAACCUCCGCGUCCUUGCAUAUGAGUUUGCAACAAUGGGAUCGUUGCAUGACAUCUUGCAUGGUAGGAAGGGAGUUCAAGGAGCACAACCAGGUCCAACACUUGACUGGAUAACGAGGGUGAAGAUAGCGGUUGAGGCAGCUAGGGGUUUGGAAUACCUCCAUGAGAAGUCUCAGCCUCCUGUAAUCCAUAGGGACAUAAGAUCUAGCAAUGUCCUUCUUUUUGAAGACUACAAAGCAAAGAUUGCUGAUUUCAAUCUCUCGAAUCAAGCACCUGAUAAUGCUGCCCGUCUUCACUCAACAAGAGUCUUGGGGACUUUUGGUUAUCAUGCUCCAGAAUAUGCAAUGACUGGACAGUUAACUCAGAAGAGUGAUGUGUACAGCUUUGGUGUUGUACUUCUAGAACUUCUUACAGGGAGGAAACCGGUGGAUCAUACCAUGCCUAGAGGUCAACAGAGUCUUGUAACCUGGGCGACACCAAGACUCAGUGAAGAUAAAGUGAAACAGUGCAUUGAUCCAAAGCUAAAAGCCGAUUACCCUCCAAAAGCAGUUGCUAAGCUAGCAGCGGUGGCAGCAUUGUGUGUGCAAUACGAAGCUGAGUUUAGACCAAAUAUGAGCAUAGUUGUGAAGGCGCUACAGCCUCUCCUGAAACCUCCAGCAGCAGCUCCAGCACCAGAAUCUUGAAACUUUUAAAUCUUUUUUUUCGCUGCAACUAUCAGAAAGAAUCUACAUAGUACCAUUUGCCAUAAAUGAUAAUGAGGUUGGUUUUGAGAGUGAUAACUACUAUUAUUAAAAGAUGAUAUUAUGUUUCAUUUGAUGAUUUGAUUUUGCACACAAAUUUUGUUGUGCUAGAAAGAGAGAGAGAUAAUUGAUGGCAAAGUUUAUUGUUGCCGUUUGCUGAGUGGGAGAGAAAGGAACUCUGAUUUUAUUUAUAUGAUCCCUCUUAUUCCUAUUUCUCUCUACCUUUUGGAUUAAUAACCUCAAAAAUUCGAAUAACUUGAUCAUUG